Messenger RNA from Grammomys surdaster, 1870 nucleotides. It is a transcript of the gene Stambpl1, whose product is annotated as STAM binding protein like 1. Gene Ontology annotation, cellular component: endosome; membrane. The record is from RefSeq and is a predicted model, not a curated record. Gene Ontology annotation, biological process: protein K63-linked deubiquitination. Gene Ontology annotation, molecular function: K63-linked deubiquitinase activity; protein binding; metal-dependent deubiquitinase activity. The coding region runs from base 379 to 1818 and encodes 479 amino acids. The transcript has 13 exons. NCBI's taxonomy places the organism in Eukaryota, Metazoa, Chordata, Mammalia, Rodentia, Muridae.
UUCCCUACGCAGCUGCGGCAGAGAGCACCGCCACAGUUGAUUUGCAAGGGCGCUGGGGCUGUCCCGCAAGUAAGAAGGGAGAACCCAAGCCAAGGAAGGAAUCAGAACUCGUCUGACCAAGAGCAAAGAGAACCCAGAGGCCCGGACCAGACCAGCCUGCGAGUGCCUUCCAGCCUGGUGCUACCGUCACCAAGCGCCGGUGCCUUUGCGGAGCAGCCACCGCCGCCUGGGCUGCAGAGGCCACACGGAUGCCCGAGCCACGCGGUCCGCGCGGGGGCAGCCGCCGCAGUCUCCAUCCCACACAAGCUCCGGACGCGCACGACUGCUGAUGAAGUGACUGAGAAGGAGUGAACACCUUGCCUUUGCAGACAGGACAGCAUGGAGCAGCCAUUUACUGUGAAUUCUCUGAAAAAGUUAGCUGCUAUGCCUGACCAUACAGAUGUUUCUCUAAGCCCAGAAGAGCGGGUCCGUGCCCUAAGCAAGCUCGGUUGUAAUAUCUCCAUUAAUGAAGACAUCACUCCACGCCGUUACUUCAGGUCCGGAGUGGAAAUGGAAAGGAUGGCAUCUGUGUAUUUGGAAGAAGGAAACCUGGAAAAUGCCUUUGUUCUUUACAACAAAUUUAUAACAUUAUUUGUAGAAAAACUUCCGAGCCAUCGAGAUUACCAGCAGUGUGCAGUUCCAGAGAAGCAGGAUAUCAUGAAGAAACUGAAGGAGAUUGCAUUCCCAAGGACGGACGAACUGAAAACAAACCUGCUAAGAAAAUACAACAUAGAAUACCAAGAAUAUUUGCAAAGUAAAAACAAAUAUAAAGCGGAAAUUCUCAAAAAGUUGGAACACCAGAGACUGAUCGAGGCAGAGCGGCAGCGGAUAGCUCAGAUGCGCCAACAGCAACUAGAGUCCGAACAAUUCCUGUUUUUCGAAGAUCAACUCAAGAAGCAGGAGUUGGCUCGGGGCCAGACGCGAAGUCAGGACUCCCCAGUGCUGUCUGAGCAGACUGACGGAAGUGGGCUGUCCUGCUUUUCCACUCACCAGAACAACUCUCUGAGGAAUGUAUUUGGAGACCAUCCUCAUAAAAGUGACGGAAGCGGUUUCGCUAACUACUCUCCUCCGGUGAACAGAGCCCUAAAACCAGCGGCCACCCUGAGUGCUGUUCAGAAUUUGGUGGUUGAAGGACUGAGGUGUGUAGUUUUAUCAAGAGAUCUUUGCCAUAAAUUUCUGCUGCUGGCUGACUCUAACACAGUGAGAGGAAUAGAAACCUGUGGGAUCCUCUGUGGAAAGCUGACGCACAAUGAAUUCACCAUUACCCAUGUGGUUGUGCCAAAGCAGUCUGCUGGCCCAGACUAUUGCGACGUGGAGAACGUAGAGGAAUUAUUCAGUGUUCAGGAUCAACAUGGCCUCCUCACACUGGGAUGGAUUCACACACACCCCACGCAGACGGCAUUCCUGUCCAGUGUGGAUCUUCACACUCAGUGCUCCUAUCAGCUUAUGUUGCCGGAGGCCAUUGCUAUUGUGUGCUCCCCAAAGCAUCAAGACACCGGCAUUUUCAGGCUCACCAACGCUGGCAUGCUUGAGGUUUCAACUUGUAAGAAGAAGGGUUUCCAUCCUCACAGCAAGGACCCUAAGCUGUUCAGUAUAUGCAGCCACGUGAUAGUAAAAGACAUAAAAACAACUGUGUUGGAUCUGAGAUACUGGCCAAAGGAAGAAGCAAUGAUCCAGGUACACGGAAAAAUAAAGAAGAAAGCAUUCCUCUCUGUCCUAUACCCAGUCUCUGCUAUGACUUUCAACACUGUUGUACGUUUAUCACAAUUGAUGAACUAAUAUUGACGCAUUACUAUUACCUGAAGACCAUCCUUUAUAAGCAUUUCCUUGA